CAAGUGCGAAUCAGCGGACGUAUUUUUGAAUAAGCCAGCAGUGAGCGCAGAAGUGACUGGAACAAACGGUUUUACCAAAAUCGUGGAAGAUUUGCUGGAUGAAGCGUGUAAUUUCGGCAUGAAGGGGAGGAGUUGAAGGAGAAAUUGUGUGAUUGAAAUACUUAAUAGGACCAUUGUUGGACGAUUUGUUCGCGGUGUGGCCACUGUGCUGAGGGCAGACUGAUUCUGAAAGGAAGUAAAUUUCAGCGCAGCUUUGUCAGUUGAAGUGUUUUCGUGAGAGAAGACAGUACUGCUGCAUACCAGAUGAGUUGAACGUAACGCAGAUUUCGGGAAGUUUGGUGAAGCAUAACUAAUCUGCACGAUGAAGAAUGCAACAAUUCUGCUAGUAUCACUAGCAGUUUUUGUCCAGCAACUAAACGCACUACCCCAGCAGGUGGUAGCUAACGAUGUCCUGUCCGAAGAAGAAAUGAUCGCCACUUUGCAGGCAUACGAUCAGGAAGUUCGUCAGCACUGCAAUCGGCAAGUGCAGGCCAACUGGAACGUCGCCACCGAUACUGAGAACAAGGACUACGAGGUGGAGCAGAAUGCGGCCUCACUUGCCUACGCAGCGUUCCGGAAUGAUUACUACGAACGAUUUUUCAAGGAUGCGCCCGUGGAGAACUACAAGGAUGAAAAGAUCCGCAAGCAGUUGCGACUGUUGAAGGACCUCGGAACUGCAGCGCUGCCGACGAGCAAAUUGGAGGACUACAACAGGGUCAUGCGACGAAUGGACGGUGCAUACCAACUGGCUGAGAUUUGUCCUUACGAUAAUCAGCAGUGCUCUGGGGAUGCUGCCAAGUGGACACUGGAUCCGGAGAUGGAACACGUGCUUGCCACAUCGAACGAUUACAACGAACUGGCGUAUGUUUGGAGACGUUGGCGUGAGGAAUCGGGCAAGAAGAUGCGCUCGGACUACAAGGAGUAUGUGGAUUACGUCAACGAAGCGGCCAAGUUGAAUGGGUACGCCGACUAUGGAGAGCUUUGGCGCUCGCGAUACGACGACUCUGAUUUGCGCGGCACUUUGGACAGAUUGUGGAAGGAAGUGGAGCCGCUGUACAACGAACUGCAUACCUACGUGCGGUACAAGCUGCUGGAUCGUUAUGCUGAUCACAUGGAUCGGGACAAUAAGAUGAUUCCAGCUCACAUACUCGGAAACAUGUGGGCACAAUCGUGGGUAAACUUGUACGACCGGAUCAAACCUUUUCCGGAAGGUAGUUUAGUUGACGUUACGGCCAAGAUGAAGGAAUUGGGUUACAACGCAAGCGUCAUGUUUGAGAUGUCCGAUGAGUUCUACAAAAGUAUGGGACUGCCUAGCAGUGCGAUGAGUUACGGUCCUAAGGCAGUGAUUGAAAAGUUGCCCCACAAGAUGGUUUGUCACGCCUCGGCUUGGGACUUUUGCGAUGGUGAGGACUUCCGGAUUAAGAUGUGCACAAAUGUCAAUAUGGAGGACUUUAUAACUGUGCAUCACGAAAUGGGACACAUCAUGUACUACAUUCUAUACAAGGACCAACCACAGAUGUUUAGAACCGGAGCAACUCCAGCGUUCCAUGAAGCGGUUGGCGAUACGAUCGCCCUGUCCGUCUCAACUCCAAAGCAUCUUCUGAAGGUUGGACUUUUGGAGGAGUAUGCUGAUUCUGAGGCGGACAACAUCAACGCCCUGUUUGAGAUGGCACUGGAACGCGUUGCGUUCCUUCCGUUCGGUUAUCUGAUCGACUUGUGGCGUUGGGAUGUUUUCAGCGGAGCCGUAAAUGAAUCCGAGUGGAACAAUCACUGGUGGAUUCUUCGCGAGAAAUACCAGAAAGUGUACGCUCCAGUGCAGCGCUCGGAAGAGGAUUUCGAUCCCGGUGCAAAAUACCACAUCCCGGCGAAUUCUCAGUACAUUGCUUAUUUCCUGGCACACAUCUUGGAGUUCCAGUUUUACCGAUCACUCUGCAUCGAAGCCGGUCAGUACAAACCGAACGAUCCCACUUCGGAACCGUUGCACAAGUGUGACUUCUACAACAGUAAAGCGGCAGGUGACAAGCUGAGGGAAGGAUUGCAACUGGGAUACAGUGAAGACUGGACACUUGCACUGGAGAAACUAACCGGAGGUCGUGAAAUCAGUGGUCAGGCGUUGUUGGAGUACUUUGCUCCACUGUAUGAGUUUUUGCAGCGUGAAAAUAAGAAACUUAAAAACGCAGAAAUGGAGAAGAUAAUUGAGACGUACAAUCAGCAAUUUUCGGUUGCUUGUAACAAACAGGUCAAAGCGCAGUACGCAACUCAAGUUGACGUUGAAAACAUUACUCUGCGACUGGAGUUGACGGAGAUCCUGAACGAAAAUACAAGAUUUGUGCAGGAGAAUUACAACAAAUACUUUGUCGAUAUCAAUAUGGAGGACUAUGAAAACAAGGAAGUUCAGCGUCAGCUGCAGUACUUGACACAGAUAUCCAUCAAUAGUUUGUCAUCAAAUGAUUUCAAUGCACUUAAUACGGCACUUGGGAAAAUGCAGGACAUUUACAGUACGACAGUGAUUUGUCCCUUUGGAAAGCCGGAAUGUACAGAAGGUCAACUAAGUUUGGAUCCCCAUCUGUAUGAAGUAAUGGCCAAGUCGGAGAAUUACGAUGAGUUGCUCUAUGUUUGGAAGGAGUGGCGUGACAAGACUGGGCGACUCAUGAAGGACGAUUAUAAUGAUUACGUGCAUCUGAUGAAUAAGGCCGCUGGACUCGCUGGGCACGACGAUAUGGGAGCACUCUGGAGGCAGUCAUUUGAGCAGGAAAAUUUCGUUGAUAAGAUGAAGGCUUUGUGGGAAGAAUUGAAACCUUUCUAUGGCGAGCUCCAUAAGUAUGUGCGUAGGGAGUUGAUGAAAAUAUAUGGUGAUAAGAUGGAUGCAAAGAAUCCAAACAUUCCGGCUCAUUUGUUGGGCAAUAUGUGGGCUCAGUCCUGGGUAAAUCUGUACGAUCGUAUCAAGCCAUUUAAGAAUGCGGUUGAUCUGGAUAUUACUAAAGCUUUGAUUGAUAAGAAGUACACCGUUAAGCAACUGUUUGAUAUAUCCAACGAUUUCUACGUUGGCUUAGGUCUUCCGGAUAACAGUAUGAGCUAUGACGAAAGUCGUGGAGCUUUGAUUGAGAAGCCAACGGAUCGGGUGGUGACUUGUCACGCCUCUGCUUGGGAUUUAUGCGAUCGACAGGACUUCCGCAUCAAAAUGUGCACCCGAAUGAAUAUGGAGGACUUUGUCACGAUUCAUCAUGAAAUGGGCCACAUCAACUACUACAUUCUGUACAAGGAUCAACCUGUUACGCUGCGCGCCGGAGCCAAUCCUGGGUUCCACGAAGCGGUCGGUGAUACGAUUGCCCUGUCCGUCGCUACGCCGAAGCACUUUAAGAAGAUUGGUCUGCUGGACGACUACGAAGAUACGCACGAGAACGACAUCAACGCUCUGUUCCAGAAGGCACUCGAUCGUGUGGCCUUCCUGCCGUUUGGACUGCUGAUUGAUAUGUGGCGCUGGGAGAUCUUUGCGAACAAGGUUGAGUUUGCCGACUGGAACAAGCGCUGGUGGGAGCUGCGGGAGGAGUACCAGAUGGUAUCGGCUCCGGUAGAUCGCGACGUAGACGCGUUCGAUGCUGGUGCCAAGUAUCACAUUCCGUACGAUAGCCAGUACAUUUCUUACUUCAUCGCGCAUAUUUUGGAUCUACAACUGCACAAAGCUCUCUGCAAAGAGGCAGGUGAAUACGACCCUGAAGAUCCGGCCAAGCCGUUGCACAAAUGUGACAUCGAUGGUUCUACAAGAGCUGGCGAUCUGCUGCGGGCAGGUCUUUCCCUGGGACGUUCCGUACACUGGUCCGAAGCGCUCAAAGCUAUGACCGGUGAGACCGAACUGAAGACUGACGCUCUGCUGGAGUACUAUGCACCGCUGCACGAGUUCCUGAAGAGAGAGAACGAAAAGGCAGACAAAGACGCCGGAGUGUCGCUGGUUUUGUCCAGCAGUCUGGUCAUCGCGGUGACCGCGGUAAACUUUCUAUUGAGAUUGUUGUAAAUUAGUCAAUCGUAGAAACGAGGUUGUAAAUAAACUAUUGAACGCAAUAAAAGUGCAAUAAAUAAGA
Molecule: messenger RNA, 4118 nt
Organism: Culex pipiens pallens (northern house mosquito)
Lineage: Eukaryota; Metazoa; Arthropoda; Insecta; Diptera; Culicidae
Product: angiotensin-converting enzyme-like
Exons: 5
Coding region: 362-4051 (1229 amino acids)
Biological process (GO): proteolysis
Cellular component (GO): plasma membrane
Molecular function (GO): metallopeptidase activity; peptidyl-dipeptidase activity
Source: RefSeq, a predicted model, not a curated record